CACCUUUUUCUCUGUGUUGGAUUCAGUGUGUUGUGGACAGAGAAGAAAAGAGAACUAUGUGGAAAGCGGCAGUGUUUGUCUUCCUGCUGCUGAACACAGACAAACAGGCAAAUGGCGCUGUGGAGAAGACGAGAGCGUCUGUGGAAGAAACAACCAGGCCAGAGAAUAAGGUGAAGACAGUAGAGGCUGAAGCCAGUCACACCAUUCAUCGAAAUGACAGGGCUUCUUCACCUUUUGUGGGUAACUUGCUGGUGGUACCCAUGGAUGGGAGUCACUGGGUGGGCAUUAAGGCAAUUGCCGAAGAAAUGGGUCGCCGUGGACACCGUGUCACAGUGGUGAUACCAGAGGUCAGCAUACGGAUGGGUCCGGGAAAACACUAUGACACGCUGACCUAUCCUGUUCCUUAUGACAAGGCUUAUAUUGAUUCUGUGAUGACCACACAUAAAGACAUAAUGCAAAAAUCUGCACAGUCUUUCAUGGAGAAGAUAAAGAAGCGAUUCUCACAAAUCCAGAGAAUCACAGGCUUCAUCCACACCACAGCAGAGAGUCUGCUGUUCAAUGACAGUCUCAUCUCAAAUCUGGCACAGCAGGGUUUUGAUGCCAUGCUGACAGACCCCAUGGUGCCCACAGGUUCAUUAAUUGCUCGGAAAUUAGGCAUCCCCACUAUUAAUCUGCUGAGAGGAAUUCCAUGUUCCUUGGAUAUGAAGGCUGCAGGCUGCCCCUCUCCACCCUCGUAUGUGCCUCGCUUUUUCACCGGAUACACAGAUAAGAUGAGCUUCAAGGGGAGAGUUGUCAACACUUUGGUAGCUUUCCUGGAGCCGUUGUUUUGCCGACUGUUGUACUGGCGCUUUGACCAAAUAGCCUAUCAGUUCCUGGGAGAGGAGGUGGGCGUGUCUGAAGUACUGUCAGACUCUGCUAUCUGGCUGAUGAGGAUUGACUUCACACUGGAGUUCCCACGUCCUCUCAUGCCUAAUUUAGUCCUAGUUGGUGGCAUCAACUGCAAUGUGAGAAAUCCUCUGCCUCAGGAUUUGGAGUCCUGGGUGUCUGGAGAGCAUGGGUUUGUGGUGUUCACUUUGGGCACCAUGGUGUCAGAUAUGCCAGAAGAGACAACCUCUGUCUUCCUAGAGGCCUUCAGACAGAUUCCACAGAAGGUGAUAUGGAGAUACACUGGACAGGUUCCUGACAAUGUCCCAGAAAAUGUGAAGAUAAUGGAAUGGGUGCCUCAGAAUGACCUGCUAGCACACGAAGGAGCUCGGGCCUUUAUCACCCACGCUGGCUCACAUGGUCUCUUUGAGGGACUGUGCCACGGUGUUCCCAUGGUGAUGGUGCCAAUAUCAGGGGACCAGCCUGACAACGCAGAGAGGCUGGCAAGCAGGGGGGCGGGAGUCGUCCUGAGUCUUUUUUCUAUCACUACAGAAAGCCUCCUUCAGGGACUGAAUGAGGUCAUGAAUAACAGCAGGUAUAGAGAAAAUGUGCAGAAGCUGUCAGCGCUCCAUAGGGACCGUCCAGCUGAGCCACUCGACCUUUCCGUGUACUGGACAGAAUAUGUGAUGCGCCAUAAAGGGGCUAAACAUCUUAAAUCUGCUGUGCAUGACCUCAACUGGAUCCAGUACUACUGCCUGGAUGUAAUAGCGCUACUAGCUUCCGUAGUCCUGGGUUUUGUCAUACUGACAGUAAAAUGCAUCCAACUAUGCUUCCGGAAACUAGGCAGGAAGAGGAAACAGGACUAGGACGGUGCUACAUUUGCACCUUCAUCUCAGCAGCAAUGUUUGUUAAGGGGAAUUAUAAACUUGUCUUUCAAACACUAACACCAAGGCAUUCAAAUUGUUCAGGGUUUAAAGAUGUGUGGGGGGGGUGUAAGAAGAAUAAAUGGAGCCAUUUGGUGAUCAAAAAGAUAUUUAAUAAACAGAAAAUACAUAAGA
This is a messenger RNA of Lates calcarifer (barramundi perch), 1922 nucleotides long. Its product is annotated as UDP-glucuronosyltransferase 1A1. The record is from RefSeq and is a predicted model, not a curated record. Gene Ontology annotation, molecular function: UDP-glycosyltransferase activity. Bases 57 to 1730 code for a protein of 557 amino acids. NCBI's taxonomy places the organism in Eukaryota, Metazoa, Chordata, Actinopteri, Centropomidae. The transcript has 9 exons.